Messenger RNA from Mesorhabditis spiculigera, 1116 nucleotides. The record is from the annotation of a GenBank genome assembly. Lineage: Eukaryota; Metazoa; Nematoda; Chromadorea; Rhabditida; Rhabditidae.
AUGCCUUCUAUUUUCUACACUCUGCUGCUGCUGCUGGCCAUCGCGGUUACGGUAGUUGAGAGCCGUGACUGCUACGGCAAAUCCUGUUCCUGCGGGCGGAAAGUGCAAUUCAAGAUGCGCUGGGUUUUUUAUAUUGCGUUCCUGGCGCUGACCUCGGCCGCGUUUCUCGAGGAGUGUCGGAAGGUCCCGUGCAAACCGCAUUGGUACUGUGGCAAGGAUUAUCUAUGCAGGCCCAGGAGACGCAUCGAGAAGAACGUUCACUGUAACAGGAAGCUCGACUAUCAAGAGUGCGUGGAUGGGCUUUUCUGCUGCGAACAAAUCGGCCGUAGCCCCCGUGGAUACUGCCGGCCAAUCGGGACCAACCGCAAACAGACGACCGACUGCGAUCCGGCGUCUGAUCAACCGGAAUUCUCCGCGUUCUCUGACACCUCGGAAUACGCCGAUGAUCCGUCAGAUUUGUGCCCGUAUACAGACCCGAUUGGCUACUACGACUACCACGAGCCACUUGAUGCGCUGUCUCCAGCUCCGGGAGCCUCACAACAGCCUGGCCCGUCUCGCCCGGACACCAGCAUUCCUCUUCGCACCAGCACGCUGCCGUCCUCCUUCAACUUCUCCCAGCAGGCUGGCCCAUCUCGACCGGAUACGAGCAUCCCGCUGAACAUUAGCGAUUUCCCCCACAAUCGUUCUGUUGUUGUUAUUACCGAAAAUGCCCAAAAAAUAGCAAAGCGGCCACGAUCCAAAAUAUCGGCUGAAGAACGUGCCAGGAUCGCCCGGAAUUCAAAAAACAAACAGAUUUCGCGGCGUCGAGCCACACAAGACUCCAUCGAGGAGCAGUAUUCCCAGGCUAAUUCACAAAGAAAAAAAGCCCGCCUUGAAGAGACCCCGAGCCAGGCGGAUGCUCGCCGCCAAAAAAAUGCGGCGCGGAUGGCCAUUCACAGAGCCAAAGAAAAUACUUCCCAAACCACGACUCGAAAUCAGGCCAAUGCUGCUAAUAUGCACAAAAAAAGAGCCACCUACGCUUAUUUCAGCCCGUCGAGCCACGAACGCGAUCUCGACUUCCCAAGCGAGAGCCAUGGAGACUUCAGAAGAACGCAGUUCACGGCGAGCGCAGAAUGC